CCCCGCGUCGUCUGCCCCGCAAGGUGGGGCUCCCUUGGCCCGGGGCGAGGGGCGCCGGCGCCGGGACCGGCCGCGAUGAACCCCUUCGAAGAGGCGUCCUCCCUGGACGGCUUGGACCUCCCGCUGGCGCUGCACGAGUCCGCGGAGAUCGACACGGCCCUCCUGAGCGACAUUGACGAUAUGCUCCAGUUGAUCACCACUGAAGGCAAUGACUUCCCUGAUCUUCUGGAUGCCUCCUUUGGCUCUCAAGCUCCUCCUGAUCCGAACCCCCAUGGGCCCAGCCUCUUCAGUAACUACUUGGGGGCAAACGCCCCCUCUUCCAUGAGCUUGUUCCAGCUUCCAGCCACAUCUCCACCCAGCUUCCAGACACUUCCGACAGCUUGCCUGAACAUGCAGCCAACUCCGACGGAUGUCAAAGAGGAACCCCUGGCCUCCACGCUCAGCUCACCUCAAAGCCAGCUGCCGGCAGCCAGGAUGCCCUCUCCAAAUUUUGUUCCAGCUGCCCAGACACCUUACUCCACCCAGCCAUUGAUGGAUUUCCCAAGCCCAAAUGGUAUUCCUGCUCCCCAGCCAGGAGGGCCCCCCCAGCCGCCCCCACUCGUCCCCACCAAGCCCCAGCAGAUGCAGCUGGCACCAAAGCAAACGCCAUUCCAGAACAUCACCCCCCAGCAGCUUCUGGCCGCCAGCAGCCCCCAGGUGGUCCAGCAAGUGCCGGUCCUUCUGCAGCCUCACUUCAUCAAGGCCGACUCCCUCCUCCUGACCACGGUCUCCGGAGCCAAAACACCCUGCACCAGCUCGGUGGUCUCCUCGACACCCCUGCAGAUGCCGACCCUGGUGGGCGGGGGUACCAUCCUGGCAACAGUGCCGCUGAUGGUGGACACCGACAAGCUGCCCAUCAACCGCCUGACUGCCGGGAAGCCAGUGGUUAGCCAGCACAAGGGCGAGAAGCGCACUGCCCACAAUGCUAUUGAGAAACGCUAUCGUUCCUCCAUCAAUGACAAGAUUGCUGAGCUGAAGGUCCUGGUGGUGGGGACAGAAGCCAAGCUGAACAAGUCGGCCAUCUUGCGCAAAGCCAUUGACUACAUCCGCUUCCUGAAGCAGACCAAUCAGAAGCUGAAAGGGGAGAACAUGGCCCUUAAAAUGGCAGCCCAGAAGAACCAGUCCCUGAAAGACUUGGUGGCCACGUGUGGUGGAAACAUGGAGGAUCCGACAGAAGGAAUGAAGAUGAUGGGGUCAGAUGUCCUGACGCCUCCACCCUCAGAUGCCGGUUCCCCUUCACACAGCAGUCUGCUCUCAUUCAGCGGCACCAGUGGGACCGAUUCAGAGCCAGACAGCCCUUCGUGCGAGGAGGCCAAGGUGAAACCCGAAUGCCAAGCAGCUCCGCCCGGCAGCCUGGGAAUGCUGGACAGAUCCCGCAUGGCCCUCUGUGCGUUUGUCUUCCUCUGCCUCUCUUUCAACCCGCUUUCUUCCCUGCUUGGAGGAUUGGGCCCCAGAAGUACUUCAGAGGUUUCCAGUCAGAGUGGUCCCGAACGCAGCAUCCUGGCCAUGAACGAGGCAGCAAACCCUCCCAUUCCUCAGUACCAGUGGCUUUUCCCCACCUUGAUCUUCUGGAUGAUCAACCUGCUGAUCGUCUUUGCCGCCUUCGUCCGGCUUUUCAUUUACGGCGAGCCCGUCACACGACCGCACUCGGAGUCCUCAAUCCUCUUCUGGAGGCACCGCAAGCAGGCAGACCUCGACUUGGCUCGGGGGGAUUUCGCACAAGCGUCCCAGAACUUGUGGACAGCACUCAAAGCCCUUGGACGGCCCCUUCCGACUUCCAACCUGGACCUCGCCUGCAGCCUCUUGUGGAACUUGAUCCGGCACAUCCUCCAGCGACUCUGGGUAGGGCGUUGGCUGGCCAGCCGGGCUGGCGGCUUUUUCCGAGAUCGGGAGCUCAAGGCUGACGUGCGCAAGAGCGCCUGUGACGCAGCCCUGGUCUACCACCGGCUGCACCAGCUUCACAUGACAGGAAAGCACCUUGCAGGCCACCUCUCCGCCAUCAACAUGGCACUGAGCGCAGUCAACUUGGCCGAGUGCGCUGGGGACGCCAUCUCGGUGGCCACGCUGGCCGAAGUCUACGUGGCUGCUGCGCUGCGGGUGAAGACCAGCCUCCACCGGUGUUGCCACUUCUUAGCGCGCUUCUUCCUCAGCAGCGCCCGACAAGUGCUGCUAUCCCACAGCGGGACGGUUCCUCCCGCACUGCAAUGGCUCUGCCACCCCGUGGGCCACCGGUUCUUCGUGGAUGGCGACUGGGCCGUGAAAAGCUCUCCGCGGGAGAGCAUCUACAGUUCCACCAGCCACCCAGCAAACCCGCUGGCUCAGGUGACUCAGCUUUUCCGAGAACAUCUGCUCGAGAAAGCUCUUUCUUGCGUGUCCAGGCUGGACAGCCCAGCUCCUGCCAGCCACAGCGAGGGGGAAUUUUCGGAUGCUUUGGAGUACCUGCAUUUCCUCAACAGCUGUGCAGACGCUGUUCCCAACCCGUCUCCCGCCAUCAGCACCAACAUGGACUCGGCCACAGGCACCGAUCCUGUUUCUCACUGGUGGGCCUCUGUGGUCGCCAUGGCAAUCCACGGGCUGCAGGCGGAUGAGGAGGCCAUGGAGCGCUUGUACCCUCUGGUGGAAUUCAUGCCACGCGCACUCCAGGGCUCUGAGAACCCCCUUCCCCACGCAGCGCUGCACACUUCCAAGGCAGCCCGGAUGUUGGGCAAAGAGGACACCAGCCUGGGCCAGUGUGAUAAAGCUGGCAAAUAUCUGCGUGACAGUUUGGGUGGCAACGCAGCUCCAAGUGCCAUUGACCGAGCAGUGCAGUUCCUCUUGUGCGACCUGCUCCUGAUCACCCGCACCAGGUUCUGGCAGCAGCAGAUGCAAGGGAGCACCCCCCACAGAGCCCGCUACCAAGCCUCUGCCCUUCAGCUGCGUGGCUUUCAGCAGGACCUCAGCACUCUCCGCCGCCUGGCGCAAGCAGACCAGCCUGCAAUGCACAGGGUCUUCCUCCAUGAGGCGACUGCCCGACUGAUGACCCGAGCCAGCCCCACUCGGACCCACCAGUUGCUUGACCGAAGCCUCCGCCGGAGAGGUCCUUCUAGUACCAAAGGAGCUGGUGAACAAGAGAGCCACCCCACCGCCCGGGAGCAAGCGGAGGCCUUGCUACUGGCCUGCUCCUACCUCCCCCCUGUGCUGCUUUUGGGGCCAGGCCAAAGGGGGGGCAUGUUGGCUGAGGCCGCCCGCUCCCUGGAGAAGCUGGGAGACAAAUGGACACUCCACGAGUGCCAGCAAAUGAUUGUCCGGCUCAGCAGCGGCUCCACCGUCACCUCCAGCUAGAGAGGUGGUCCUGAAGAUUUCUGGGAAGGAGAGCAGAGGCCAGGAGUGGACCCCCAGGGGUGGCUUGUGGCACUGCUUGUGAAUUGUCGGAAGGGAGGCCCGGGAGAGCCUUGCAGCCUUGAUUCUCUCUUUCAUGCUCUCUGCUGAGGCGGGUCUGGAUCCCCAACGAUGCUGUGUUAUCUCUCGCCUUCUUCUGUGUCUGGACCUAGAUGGCACUUAGCCGAGAAGGGACAAUCCAGUGUGGCAGAAUUGGGUGGAACUGGCUGGCGCCUGCUCUUCCCAGGGAAGGGUGUCUUGUGAGCCUCUUGGAUGUUAGAGUCCCAACGAGCAGGGUGCCUUUGGCAGGCAGGGUGGCUUCCUUUUGCCCUCACCAUUCUGGAGACUAGCCGGCCCUCAGCUUCUUGCAUCAUCUGUCCAGCAGCUGAUGACUUUGCCCUCAGCUCUCUCACGGCCAACUCCGUUCCUCCCCAAGCUGCUUGACUUCCUCCCCCUCUUCGCUGGCAGUCCGUCAUCAAUCACUUGUGAACCUUAUUGGCGGGGGCCCACCAUGGCAGGGAGUCCAUCUGGCCAGUUGCGAAUUACUUUGAGUUGCUCAGUUGGCGGUUGGCUGGCCUCUGUGCAUUAAUGUGGGAGGGGGCGCAGUUUCCUUGAAAGGACUUGUCCUUUGGCUCAUCUGAUUGCUUUUCCUUGGCAGCAGGUGGAACUGGCGACAAGGUUGACCCACAGAAGAGAAGGGGGGGCUCUUAGAGGGCUGUAAGAGUGUGACAGAGUGAGAUGGCUCCCUUAGCAGAAUUUGAGUGUGAGAGAAGGAGGCUGGGGCUCAUGGAUUUCAUUUCUCCCCAUCCCUUGAAGGCAUGGAAUUAAUUCACCUGUGUCUUCUGGUUGCCUUGUCACCACCUCGGAUGACCCUUCAAGUUAUGGUGGACACAGUCCUUGUGACUGAGUAAAACUCUCAGCUGUCCCUGUUGCUAGGGUUGGAAAGCUGUUGGCCAGGCGGGGGACAAUAUUUUCCCUUGUCUUAGUGAUGGACUCAGGUGGAAAAGAAGUUCACCUUUCUUGUUGAAAAGAAAAAAAUGGCAAAGGACAUGAAAUUGUGAAAAGGCCUGCUUAAUAGGAUUUAAUUUUUUUUUUUAUGGAAGUUCUAGAAGGGAAGCAGAAGGGGGUCAGACUGAUUUUAGAUACCUCUUCUGUUCCACCCAUUGAGAUAUCUGUUGAAAGCUACAGCUGCUUUUCUUGUAAGCUAACCUUCUCUCCCCUCCCACCCUGAAUUGCAGUUUGGGGCCCCAUCAUAUUGGUUGAUAGGAAGACCAUUGGUGGGUCGGGGUUAGGUUGAUGGAGGGGUGGGGUCGAAUUAUUAUUUCUGCCACUGCCCAUAAUUUUCAGGAGGUAACGCAUCUGCCUUAGCUCUUCCCAACUUGCACCGCUGCUCAGCCACGGUUCUUCCUUUCAAAUUUAUUUUCAUAGUAUGAGGGGAGGGGUUUUUGUACAGAAGAUAAAAUAAAAAAGCUACUUAUUUA
Molecule: messenger RNA, 4877 nt
Organism: Candoia aspera
Lineage: Eukaryota; Metazoa; Chordata; Lepidosauria; Squamata; Candoiidae
Gene: SREBF1
Product: sterol regulatory element binding transcription factor 1
Exons: 19
Coding region: 76-3360 (1094 amino acids)
Biological process (GO): regulation of transcription by RNA polymerase II
Cellular component (GO): nucleus
Molecular function (GO): RNA polymerase II cis-regulatory region sequence-specific DNA binding; DNA-binding transcription factor activity, RNA polymerase II-specific; protein dimerization activity
Source: RefSeq, a predicted model, not a curated record